Messenger RNA from Lachancea nothofagi CBS 11611, 2835 nucleotides. NCBI's taxonomy places the organism in Eukaryota, Fungi, Ascomycota, Saccharomycetes, Saccharomycetales, Saccharomycetaceae. The record is from the annotation of a GenBank genome assembly.
AUGUCGAAUGCUGCACAGGUAUUCUUCAGACUUAACAGUCCGCACGGCACAGUUCCCCCCGCGACUACAUUUACAUGGAAGAAUCCACUAGAAACAUUCUGUCUACUCACGUCCGAGUCAAGCAUCCAUCCAGAAGCGUUCCACGACACUCUCAAUCAUUAUUUAUCUCAAACAAUACCCUACGACCACCUCAUUCAACUCAUCGGUUCUUCCAAUGAGUUAAAUUCUCUGACAUUAUUAUUUUCUGAAGUGGUGAUCGAGGAUCUCGUGAAAUACCAGUCGAGCAAAGUUGGCGUUUCGCACCUUCACGGAGUUGUGCAUGAGCAUCUGUAUAUCACGAGCACGUCCAUCAUGAAUUACAAUCUUCAACAGAUUGCUAUAUCUUUCCAAAAUAAUCUUUCUCAAAGUUCUCCACUCCCGGAUAAUGUAUUUCGAUGUGUGAACGCAUGGAUAAACUAUGCGACUAUGGCUAGGAGCAAGUCUCAAGGCCAUAUGGAUUUGAGUGAGACCUUCGAAAUCUUGAUUCAGCUCAUGUGUUUGCAUGACUCGAAUCAAGGAUUGUUUCCCUUUUCAGAAACUGUUGUGUCCAUCCUGGGAGAGAUUUUUGGUAAUGACCCAACCAUGCUGAACUACGAAUUGAGAUCCAGCAUUGAAGAAAUAUUACUUGGCGUUAACAGGUCCUCUAGUAGCAGAAGCGAGAGUCAUCAAUGGAUGCUUCAAUACAUGAAUCAUCUGGUUGUCAAUCAAAUGUUUGAUGAACUAAAGGAGCUUGCUCUUUGUGUUGUGGAUUUUCUGCAGAUCAGUAAUUUAGACGUUUGCAACAAGCUGUUCACCCAGGCGUCGAAUAACAAUACUGAAAAUCUAGACCAAUACAUCAAAGUGUUACUGCAAAUGACUAAUUUUACGCUAGUGCCGGUGUUGGAGGAGUUUUUCUCGGUGCGAAUGGCGGACUUUUGGCUCGACCUUUGCGAUGCUUACAAUAACUUAGUAAGGGAAACAUUCAAACCAGAGACGCCAGAGCUAGCCGCAAACCUUUUUGGCCAAGUGGUUCAAAUUUAUUUGCCAAAAAUUCAAUUAAUCAAUAAGCAAAAAAUAGUGCAAGCGGGAGAAGACGAUUCACUGCUACACGAGUUUGAUGAUUUCCGAGGCGCAAUUCUUGACUUGAUAGAAUCCAUGUGGGCGGUUCUGGGUAAUGAUAAAUUGACAAACGUUCUAAUCGCGAGCAUCGGUCACUUGACGCCAAGUUCGGGGGACGAUCUUUUCCAAAUUGAAGCAAUGUGCUUUUGCCUUAACAAAUUGCUUGUUGAUAUGAAUUUGAGUGAGAGUCCUGGGAUGUGCAAAACUUUGAGUGAGAGCAACUCAUUUUUAACUAAUGUUUUAUUAAUGAUCCAAACCGGAUGUCAGCAAAAGGGGGCAUCUAAUGGGAAAGAUGCUCAGAUCUUAAGCUGCGACCUGGUCAAGACUAGCACUUCUUUACUGGCUACUGUAGCAGAUUAUGUGAAGAAAGACGAAAGAGCACUAGCAAAUUGCAUGGAUGUCUUAUUCAACUCUUUAGAAUCAUGUUCUAAUGCAGAUGAUAUCGAUACUAAGAUUGAACUACUGUUGACUAAAUGUACUACCAGCAUUUGUGAAACUAGCCGACUAGAACUAGCAUCGUAUCUACCAACGUUCAUCAAGAUUCAGAGUUCUAUGGUUCAAAGAAGCUCCAAAGUAUCAGAUUUUACAAAACAAAAAUUUACACGCUGUCUAGGCUACAUUAUUCAGAAUUACACCCAAAACGGACCGGAAGCCCAAGCACAGUACCUGGCUGAAGUAAUCAAUACUAUAAAGGCUGGAAUCAUGAACGCGCCGGAUGAUCGUCAACAAAUCUUGUGUCUGUUGACCUGUUUUUCGGAAUUAGGGUCCGCACUGGUUCCCCCGGAAGAUUCGGACAACCAAUCCUACCUCUCGCAAUUGCCACAAUUUCAAGAGUACUGGAGGGCCGAUCCGCCCCGUUUGCGCGAACUCACUUUGAAUCUGAUAGAGAGCGUGUUGUCGAGGUACGGCCAUGAUGCGGAGUUCAUUGAGGUGACCUGCUUGAUAAUGGGGAAAAAACUGACACUUUCAGAGGAAGAGCCGCAUUUCUUGGCGUACUCUAUGCAGGAGCUGAUGGAUUUCUUAUUGAGACGGUGUGCAAGCUGUGAGCCGUCCACGGGGCUUCCUUACAUCGUGUACCUUCUGGAGAGUGUCGUGAACCGGUACGGGGCUACGAUGACGCCGCAGGACUUUAGCUUUAUGCUCUCUACGUUUUUCUUGGGACAACAUCGCGACGCGGUCGCAAACGACCCGGACCUGACGCAGAUCAUGAUCACAUUUGUGAACUCUGUCUUGGAGACGCGGCCUGGCUUGGCAGUGCACUGCGACCAGUGGACGAGUUUCAUACUGCCCGAGUUUCUGCGGUUUUUGGCCUCCAAGGAGCGCUUCACCAUCAGUGCGGUCACCAAGUUCUGGACCAAGGUCGUGAACAACAAGAAGUUCUCGCGCCACGACGAGGUCACCGUUCGCGAACAAGUGUGUGCUCUGGGUCCACAGCUGACGUCCCAGGCCAUGCGUGCGCUCUUGCACGCCCAGCGGUCCGAUCUGUCCUACUACUCCGAUUUCCUAAGAGCCCUAAUCGCUCGCUACCCGCUGCAAUCGAAGCAAUGGCUCUCCCAGGCUUUGCCACCGUUGUGCGAUAACAACCGUGCUCACCAGUUGCUUGUGGAGAAGCUGUUGGUGACCCGUGGGAGCAGAGCCGCCUCCAAUGCCGUGUUGGAAUGGUGGUUGAACUGCAACGGUCUUCCGCAGCUGACCUGA